This is a messenger RNA of Pectinophora gossypiella (pink bollworm), 4556 nucleotides long. Its product is annotated as multiple coagulation factor deficiency protein 2 homolog. Gene Ontology annotation, molecular function: calcium ion binding. Lineage: Eukaryota; Metazoa; Arthropoda; Insecta; Lepidoptera; Gelechiidae. The transcript is spliced from 8 exons. The coding region runs from base 157 to 840 and encodes 227 amino acids. The record is from RefSeq and is a predicted model, not a curated record.
GUCAAAACGACUGACGUGUAUUAUUUCUAUCAGAAUUUCCACUUUUUGAAAACGUUUGCAAAAUUGAGAAUUGCUGAUUAGUUAAUUUAUCAACACAGCGAUUCGUCAGGCAUUUUAUCGUUUUACGUCCACGUAGCGAACAUAUACAGGUGUAAAAUGUUGAAGUUAGUAUUUUUGGCUGCUUUUCUGCAGUGUAGCAUAGGACAGCAAUACCAACAAAAAGUAGCUCCAGGGGUGCCCCCACAGAAUUAUCAGGAAGGCAACAACCCACAGAACUAUCAGCCACCCCCUCCUCCGCCCCAACAUAUGCAACAGCAACAACCCCCCCAACAACAGUAUCAACCGCCUCCCCCACAACAACAACAAUAUCAACCGCCCCCUCAACAACAGUAUCAACAACAGGUGCCCGUGCAACAACAGCCGCCCCAACAACACGGACACGGACAUCAUGGAGAUCCCCAACUCCUGAGUCCUGCCAACAUGGACCACGAAAAAGAACACAUCCAAGAGCACAUGGAGGUCCCGAUAGACGUCUCCAAGAUGUCGCAACAGGAGCUUCAGUUCCAUUACUUCAAGAUGCACGAUGCUGAUAACAACAACAAGUUAGAUGGCUGUGAGCUGAUCAAGUCGCUCAUACAUUGGCAUGCAGAACAAGGUCACAAGCAGCAACCCCAACAGGGUACUCCGCCUGUUGGGGAGAAAAUCUUCACCGACGAGGAAUUAGUGAACCUCAUCGACCCCAUACUGAACAUGGAUGACCACAAUAAGGAUGGGUACAUCGACUACCCAGAGUUCGUCAGAGCGCAGCAGAAGAGCCAACAGCAAGAACAAGGAAAGUAGAUAGUGUUUUAAUUUUAUCGUUUUAUGUAGAAAAUUUACAUUUGGAUGAAUUUGUUACUAAUACUAAUAUUAAAAGUUUUAUAGUAAACGUUGAACUUAUUCAAGUAAGGCUCUUGACAGACCGACCGCAUUUCAACUGCAAUCCAACCGCAAAUUGCAGUUCGGGUGCAGUUUGAAUGCAGUUGACACGACUGCAAUAGAACUGCAAACCGACUGUGCAGCACGACUGCACGCCGACUGCAAUUGAACCGCAAUCGGACUGCCCGUUUGGUUUGCAGUUCUAUUGCAGUCGUGUCAACUGCAUCGGAACUGCAAUUUGGCAGUCGGAUUGCUGUUGAAAUGCGGUCUGUCUGCCUAGAGCCUUAUUCCCUUAUUCCACUCUCAAUAAAGUCUCGCAUGCUCGCCGGUUUAGACUAUUCUUGACUUGGCCUUUCUUUAAAACAUCCUGAAUCUGCUUGUGAAGAAUAGAUAGCAGUACACGCGGCUCGGUUGCCGUGCCGCGGGGACUGAAGUAUAGACGCAAAUUUAUCCAAAUAAAAUUUUCUAAAGUUAAAACAAGCGACUCGAAUUAUUUAUAAGCCAACCACUUACCUAAUACUUUGUCUGAUUGAUGUUAAAAAUGUUAAUUAUACAAAUUAUAACUAUCUGUCAGAAGGUACCUAAUAUAUCUUUACAAUUCAACAUGUAUUCAAUCAGUGUUUAUUAUAAAACUAUCUUGUUACUGGUGCUGCUUCGCGUACACACAAUCUAAUUUUAUUUUAAGUUAAACCUGUCAUUUUCUUAUCCACCGAAAAGGAAAGGGACGGGUAAUCGAGGCGUAAAAUUUAUGGAACACACGUCAAUUUUAGGAUAACUUUUUAAUAAAAAUACCCUUUGUUUAUUAUCUGACUUUAAAAAACUAACCAAGUAAGAUUAUACAAAGUUUUCCUUAUAUCUAGUAAGUUCCUAAUUAUAGAUUUCAGACGUCUUAUAGGAUAACUUAAAAUAAUCUUAAACAAUCCUUUUACAUUGACAGAAUUAAGUUGACAGCCUUCAAACGGGUUGCAUUUGAUUCGUCCGGGUUACUGUUUCAUUCGUUCAUUUUAAAAUUAACACCUGUCGUUCAUCCGUCCCUUUCCUUUUCGGCCGAUACGAAAAAGACAGGUAUAACUAAAAAAAUAGAAGGUGUCUGCAGGACUCAGGGCCUAUAUUGACCUUUUUGUAUUGUUGUGAAACUAUUUGAAAACUGUUAUUGAAAUGUAGUUUAGAUCUGAUAUAUCUCUGUACGAAAUCAAGAUUAUAUUAUUAUACCAGAGGCGACGAAUAGUAUAAGGCGCCUCCGGUAAGAGGCGACCAUGAUUAUGUCAGCUAGCGAAGUCUGGUGACGUUGACAGAAAUCACCUGGGGGGUUGAAGUGGCCAGUGGGAUAACUAUGGUCGCCUCUAACCGGAGGCGCCUUAUACUAUUCGUCGCCUCUGGUAUAUAAUCUUGAUUUUUACCGAGAUAUAAAAAUCAAUCUGGGGGGCUAAAAUGGCCACAUCGAAGCAAUUCAUCUAAGAAAGCAAUAUUGCAAUUUGACAUUUGGUGACAUUUGCACUUAUAAAAAUAAGUGCGCAAUGCAAACAAAUGUCAAAUAGCAAUAUUGCUUUCUUAGAUGAAUUGCUUCGACGUGGUCAUCUUAGCCCGCCUGAUAUAUCUCGGUAAAAAUCAAGAUUAUAUACCAGAGUCGACGAAUAGUAUAAGGCGCCUCCGGUUAGAGGCGACCAUAAUUAUGUCAUAGACUAAAGCUACCGAAGUCUGGCGACGUUGAUAGCAAUCACCUGACGUGUCCGCGCAUAUUUGAUAUAUGUCGCUCGACAAAUGUCGCCUAGUCGAGACAAGACUUUACAAUACACUGAAUAUAAUAAAGAUUAAACAAUAAAUAUUAUUUUUUGCCGACAAAAUCAUAGACUAUGGUAAAUAUUCGAACACCGGUAGCCAAGACCAUUACCGUUAACGCAAAAAUUUGCUUAGAAUCUUUGGACUUUUUGCGAAUAUCCAGUUAGAAUUUACGUAAGUUGUCGACAUGCAUAUAUUCUUCUGUCGUGUGGGUUGUGUGAGGUGAUUACCAACCUCAGCAACCCUGGUGUCAGGGUUAUUAUUGAGCCGUCAAAGGCAAUGUAACGAUUACUCACUUACACCAGUAAGUAGUAACCGGGACCAACGGCUUAACGUGCCUUCCGAAGCACGGAUCAUCUUACUUUCGGACAAUCAAGUGAUCAGCUUGUAAUGUACUAAUCAAACUAAGGAUCACAAAGUGAUUUUUGUGAUAUGUCCCCAUCGGGAUUCGAACCCGGGACCUCCGGAUCGUGAGCCCUACGCAUAUGUUCGAACUGGAUAUUUGCUUAAAGACAAAAGAUUCUAAGAUAUGUUUACGCUCACGGUAUUAAUGAUGUUGACGCCUGAAGUUCGAAUAAACUACCUAUUAUCACAGCAUUCCUAACACUGUCGCAUUAUUGAGAUUUAAAAAAAAGACUAUUGACAAUGUAUUUUUUUAAAUAAACUUAUUUCCUACUUGUAAGGUUUUAUACUUCAUUUUUUUAUUCUUAUUUCGAAAGAGGUGAUAAUAGUUAAGAAAUAAGGUAUGUUGUUGCAUUCUGCUCAAAAAGUACUUAAAGCUGUUCCCUUUGCUGUUUUUAAGAUUUUUUGUCAACACAUAGCAUCUGUAUUCCCGGGGAAGUAGGCAGAGGUGAGAGUUGUUUGAGGGAUGACUUUGAGGGAUGAUCGUGCCAUGAUUCUGAGUUAAUAUCAAGUGGAAUUAAUUAUCCGUCGCCAAAUUCAUGGUCUUUUAAAUUGUUUUCAAUUCUUUUACUUUUGGAAAAUUCCACUUGAUAUCAACUCAGAAUCAUGGUCUGAAUCAUCCCUCAAAUGGGUGAAUCUCAAAAUUUCAAGUUUGGUGGCGAAAUUUCAUAUUAUUUUUUCGUGAAAAAUUGGGUUCCGACAUGAAAAAGAUCCAAAGGGUCCUCGGUUCCGACAUGAAAAAGGAAUUUUUCAAUUCCCAAUUUCCCCACUUUUUCACGAAAAAAUUAUAUGACAGUCCGCCACCAAACUUGGCACAUUUUGAUAUUCACCCAAAUACACCUACUCCUCAGUAGCUAUGUUUACGUCUCAUGAUUGUGUCCCAUGAGCCUAUUGCCAUUAACUGCGGGCUUGUUUCUCGCCGCGAUAGAAAUCAUCUGUCUCUUUCUGUGCAGUACUGUGAGAGAGUGACGGGUGACGUAUGUCGAGGCGAGAAAGAGUCGCGCGCUUACGGUGCUAAACCCGCUGAUGUCAAUUAUCUAUGAUCUAAAAAAAAUAUAUAAAAUUGACAAAUGUUUAUAAUGUGACUAAUUACCACCAUGGACAUGCUGUUGAGACAAUUUAUAAUGUUUGACACCUCAGUGUAUGUACCUACACAGCUUCUCAAUAAAUGUUUCUUAAACGUGAAUUUAAACUCAAAAGUCGAAUUCAGUGGUAUGACCCCAUCCCGGGAUUCGAUCCCGUGACACUUCUUGUAGUCAUUUAGUAUCAGAGAUUAUAAAAAAGACAUAAUUUUCAACUCAGUUGGUAACUAUUAUCACCUUUUCUGAAAAUGUCUUAACUUAAAAACAAUUGAAAAUCGAAUUUUCUACGAAUAAAAAAAAAGAAAAUAGUUUUACUGUCUGCUCUAUUGGUUGUAUACAAUGGAAAAAAAAUAAAAAGAAGAAAAAGAGACGCUC